AUGGCGCAAGCAGCAAGUACGGCUUAUGAGGAAAGAUCCCUCAACAGUGGGGACAACGUUCGAGAGCUUCGUAAGGAGGAUGAUAUACUCGUAACAGAAUCUGUGAGUAAAAAUGGUGAAGAGCAUGGGGAAGUGCAUCUUAGGAAGCAAUUUUCUCUUUGGUCCAUUUUGGGGGUUGGUUUUGGACUCACUAACUCAUGGUUUGGUAUCUCGACCUCGAUGAUCACAGGUAUUAUGUCUGGUGGGCCCAUGAUGGUUGUUUAUGGUAUCAUAAUUAUCGCACUGAUCUCGAUUUGCAUUGCAGUCUCCCUUGGUGAGCUCUCCUCUGCGUACCCUCACGCAGGUGGCCAGUUCUGGUGGUCCUUGAAGCUGGCGCCACCAAAACACAAGCGUUUUGCUGCAUACAUGUGUGGAUCGCUCGCAUGGGCCGGCUCUGUGUUCACUAGUGCGUCUACUACAUUGUCUGUGGCUGCAGAAAUUGUGGGUAUGUACGCCCUGACACAUCCAGAGUUCGAGGUGAAGAGGUGGCACACGUUCGUAUGUUUCGAGGUGUUGCAUUUAUUUUUGAUGCUUUUCAACUGCUACGGAAAGGCUCUGCCGCUGAUCUCUUCUAGUUCCCUGUACAUCUCGCUUUUCUCUUUCAUCACCAUUACCAUCACUGUCCUUGCAUGCUCUCACGGCAAAUAUAACGACGCAAAGUUCGUGUUUGCCACAUUCUACAAUGAGACAGGAUGGAAAAACAGCGGCAUUGCAUUCAUUGUGGGUCUCAUUAACCCAGCUUGGUCCUUUUCGUGUUUGGACUGUGCGACGCACAUGGCUUUCGAGGUUGAGAAGCCUGAACGUGUCAUUCCAAUCUCGAUCUUAGGAACCGUGGCCAUUGGAUUUGUCACUUCUUUCUGCUACGUCAUUGCUAUGUUUUUCUCGCUGCAGAACCUCGACAAAGUUGUCAACUCCAACACUCAAGUUCCUAUCUUGGAUAUUUAUUACCAGGCAUUAGGCAGCAAAGCUGGUGCCAUUGUUCUCGGGUGCCUUCUGUUGUUUACCUCCUUUGGUUGUGUGAUAGCCUGCCACACAUGGCAAGCAAGAUUAUGCUGGUCGUUUGCUCGGGACGAAGGUCUCCCAUUUUCUCGCUACUGGGCUAGAGUUAGCCCUGAACUUGGCGUGCCCCUAAACGCGCACCUCAUGUCCUCUUUCUGGAUUGUGCUACUGGGCUGUCUGUACCUUGCUUCCAGUACUGCGUUUAACUCACUCAUCACCGGGUGCAUCAUGUUUUUGCUGCUCUCAUAUACUAUUCCUGUUGUUUGUUUGUUGUUAAAGAAGCGUAACAUCAAGCAUGGCCCAUUCUGGCUCGGCAAAUUUGGCUGUUUUUCCAAUGUUGUAUUGCUCGGCUGGAUGUUAUUUUCUAUUGUUUUCUUCUGCUUCCCUUCACAAAUGCCUGUUGUGAAGGACAAUAUGAACUACGCCUCGGUUGUCAUUGUGGGUUAUUUGUUAUUUUCACUACUGUUUUGGCAGUUCCGGGGGCGCCACACAUUCCAUGCGCUAGAGGAAGAAGCGGGAGAAGACAACAUGUUUCCUAUCGAAAAUUUGGAAACUAAAUGA
This is a messenger RNA of Lachancea thermotolerans CBS 6340, 1599 nucleotides long. It is a transcript of the gene HNM1, whose product is annotated as Hnm1p. Gene Ontology annotation, cellular component: membrane. Gene Ontology annotation, biological process: amino acid transport; transmembrane transport. The transcript has a single exon. NCBI's taxonomy places the organism in Eukaryota, Fungi, Ascomycota, Saccharomycetes, Saccharomycetales, Saccharomycetaceae. The record is from RefSeq and is a predicted model, not a curated record. Gene Ontology annotation, molecular function: transmembrane transporter activity. Bases 1 to 1599 code for a protein of 532 amino acids.